This is a messenger RNA of Leptosomus discolor (cuckoo roller), 4536 nucleotides long. Lineage: Eukaryota; Metazoa; Chordata; Aves; Leptosomiformes; Leptosomidae. The record is from RefSeq and is a predicted model, not a curated record.
CCUGGAGCAACAUCACUGAACAUCUCUGUUGCUCAGUUUUCCCUCCCUGUUCUGGAAACUGUUUCAUUGAUACCAAGCACUCAUGUAGAACUUCCUGAUGCCACAACUAUUCUGUUUGACUCUAUCUUCAUCCCAAGUGAGCCAGUAGCAUCAUUUGCAGUCAGUCGUACAACUUUGCUGGAGUUGCCAGAAUUAAUGCCAUCGGAAUCUCUGUUUUUGCUUGACAAAACAUCUACAAGGGAAGAACUGUCUUUAAAUAUUUCAGAUUUUCCAUCCAAUCUUUUAUCAACACCAUUUCUUAUUGAACCUAGCUUGUCUUUAUCAUCAGCCAUGCUAAAUUCUUACUCUGUCAUGCAAAGCGUUUUAUCAACACUCUUACCUCAGAGCUUGUUGACUGGGACAUCAGUACUUUCUGAGGAUGUUUCCAGCUGGGACUUAGCUAACACUGUCAGCUCUGCCACUGACACCAAGUUUUCUCAGUUUCCGCUCGGCCAACCAUCGUACUUUUAUUCAAAUGCAUCCUCUGUUCUAGGUGCACAUGUUCCUGAAAUAACACCAUCAUCAGAUUUUCACUCCGAGUCGUCUGUGUUUCUGGAAGCACCCUCAGUAUCGCCAGUGGGCUCUGAAGUUGCAUUUACCUCAGCUGUUACAGGAGCUACCUCCCAGUUGGAGCCUUCCCUCUCCACCUCUCACUCCGUGGUUCCUACCCUGGUGCUGCCUGCUUCCGACACCCAGUCUGUUACCAGUGGCAUCUCGCUCAAUGAAACAAAUCUGAUCUCUUUGUUUACUACUGUUCUGGCAACUCCUCUCUUAAAUGUUUCUUCAUCUCUGCUCACAACUGCUCUGGCUUCUGAUGAGGAUAUCGGUGCUACAGUUAACCCCAUGCUGCUUUUAACAUCUCGCAGCGAGGGCAGUGCCCACACAGCCCUUUCUCCCACAGACCCUGACAACCUGACGUCACGUGCCGACACCAGCAGCGCGAUGCCCUUUACUACAGCAUCUCUGUCUGUGACCACGUCAUUAGCUCCCACGCAAUUUCCUCCGACUUCUAGCCCUCCCACUGGAUAUGAAGUUCCAGCAGAGAGCAAUGUAACUGCUGGUACUGAUGCGUCGGCUGCUCCCACCACUGUCCCCACAACUACUGCUGCCAGUGCCACGGGCAGCCAUGGCACCGCUGCUGCAGGCGGACUGGGGACGUUCUCCACCCCUCUGGUGACCACUACUCCAUCUGAACCUGUGGUCGUAACCUCUGCCGUGACCACUACAAGGCAACCCUACGUCUGCGACAUCACGGUUCCCGAUGCUUACUUAGUCACUGCAGUGCUGGCCCGAAGAGCUGUUCUACAAAAUGUCAGUGAAUCCAUCAGAGAAGUGCUCAGAGUUCAGUUCAGGCGAUCAGUAGAGCUAGAGGUUUAUAAAAUUUCCCCCAAAUUUGCUUUCUUGGUGACAUCAGGUCCUUUUGUUUACACGGCAGUAGCCGUCAUAAAUGUGCUUGUGAACAGCAGUCUUCUUCGUGGUGAGGCCCCCAUGAUCCUCUCACUGCAUCCUUCUUUCACCGUGCCAGAUAACAGAUUCCAAGUUCAGACAGUGCUUCAGUUUGUGCCUCGGAGCGUGGAUGUUGGGUUCUGCAACUUUAGCCGGCGCAUUGAGAAAGGGCUGACAACAGCAUUCAGGGAGGUGACCAAACACCAGGAAUUCUACAACUUCACUGUGCAAAUACUGAAUAUAACUCUGAGCAGGUCUGGUGUAGCAUUUCGGCAAGGCCCCGUGAGCAUUGUUUUUGCUGUCCGAGAUAGAUAUGGCUUUCUAAAUGGAUCUGAAGUCAGUGAGCAGCUGAGAAACUUGUCUGUGGUGGAAUUCAGCUUCUACCUGGGCUAUCCUGUGCAGCAAAUUGCUGAGCCCUUUCAUUAUCCUAAGCUUAAUGUGUCUCAGUUGAUGAAAUCUUCCUGGGUGAGAACAGUUCUCUUGGGUGUCGUCGACCAGCGAAUUCAGGAGGAAGUGUUUCAGGCUGAGAUGGAACGGAAACUAGCUCACCUGUUAAACGAGGCUUUGGUCAGAGGGCGGAUAUGGAGACGAGCCAGUUUUGCAGGCAGCAACAUUGUGCAGAUUGUGAACGUAUCACGGUUAGUUGGUGUUGAUAACCCUGUGGAGCUGAUCUAUUUUGUGGAGGACCAAGAUGGAGAGAGACUUAGUGCUCUGAAGUGCUCAGACUUGAUGAACAGAGUUGAUAUCCAGCGGGCUGCAAUCAUCCUUGGAUACCGCAUUGAAGGCACCGUUGCACAGCCUGUGGAGAAGCAGAAGGAGUCCACCUCGGAGUCACAGAAUAGCAACCUAUGGAUUAUUGUUGGUGUGGCAGUCCCAGUUGCUGUGGUGCUUCUGAUCGUUAUUAUUUUAUACUGGAAACUUUGUCGAACAGACAAACUGGAGUUUCAGCCAGACACGAUGAGCAACAUUCAGCAGCGGCAGAAGCUACAAGCCCCCAGUGUGAAAGGCUUUGAUUUUGCUAAGCAGCAUCUAGGCCAGCACAAUAAAGAUGAUGUCCUGAUUAUCCACGAGCCAGCUCCUUUACCAGGACCUAUUAAGGAUACCACCCCAUCUGAAAAUGGAGAUGUGCCCAGCCCCAAAUCCAAAACUUCCUCAAAGCCUUCAAAGACUGUUCGACACAGAGGGAGAGUUUCUCCAUCAGAUGCUGACUCCACAGCAAGUGAACAAUCCAGUGGGAGAGAGACAGGAGAAGAAACUGCAAGACCAUCAACUGUUGCAAACGAGGGCAAACCACGCAGAGCAGUGAAGAAGGGACCUCCUCAGACCAGCAGUGGAAAUGAGCAGCACUCCUCGGCCUCUAUCUUUGAACAUGUGGAUAGGAUGUCACGUUCCUCAGAUGCCAGCAGGCGAGUCCCAAGCAAAAUCCAGCUGAUUGCUAUGCAACCGAUGGCAGCACCUCCAGUUCAGAACUCAGUGCUUUCUGAUCGAGUAGCAGAGACCAACAAAAUUAACAAAGAGAUACAAACAGCCCUGAGGCAUAAAUCUGAGAUCGAGCAUCACCGCAAUAAGAUUCGUCUUCGCGCCAAGCGCAAAGGGCACUACGAAUUUCCGGUGGUGGAUGAUGUGGUGGUUGUUGACUCCAAAGAACAGCACAGAAUAUAUCGCAAGGCACAGAUGCAGAUUGACAAGAUCUUGGACCCUGGAGGCAGUGUGCCUACUGUCUUUAUAGAGCCCAGGAAGAGUUCUCGUGCAAAACGUUCUCCCAAGCAGCGCCGGCGACAUCAGAUAAAUGGUAGUCCGAUUGAUGCAGAAAAGGACAGGUUAAUCACAACUGACAGUGAUGGGACAUACAAAAGGCCUCCAGGAGUCAAUAAUUCUGCAUAUAUUUCUGAUCCAGAUCUGCCUCCUGAACCUCAGACAUCAUCUUCAGCUGAUCUGGGGAAGUUCCCUGGCUUGCCUCCCCACCCAGUCUCCCAGUACGUCCCACCGCAGCCAUCCAUUGAAGAGGCUCGGCAAACCAUGCAUUCGCUGCUGGAUGAUGCUUUUGCGCUGGUGGCUCCCAGCAGCCAAGCAGCCAAUUCCACGGCAGUCACGCCACCCGGGGUCUCUGCAGGACAGCCGAGAUACGUGGAAUUUGGAAUGACUCCGCCAACAGCACCAGGUCUCCUACCAAGGCAGAACUUUGGGCCAGGUUUUCUUCAACCUGCAGAGUUAAUGCACCCAGACCAGCAGCCACCUGAGGUUCAAUAUUCCUCCAGAGGGAUAUACUCAGAGGAAAUGCCAUCAGUGGCACGGCCACGACCAGUCGGAAGCACUGCAGGUUCUCAGAUACAGCACCUCACUCAGGUGGGAAUUGCUAGCAGAAUCGGAGGUCAACAAGUGGAGAUCCCCUCAGGCAGAGCAGGGCAUGGCCAGCCGGGGGGGCCAGGGUGGCCCCAGUACCGUGGAGAGGAUGAAUAUGCUAGGCGAGAUGCAACGCCUAUGCAUGGACACCAAGAAUAUUCCUCCUCACCAGUAUUCCAGAUGCCGAGGACUUCAGCCAGGCAGCCUUCGGCACCCCCUGCUCAGCUUCCACACAACAACCUUCAGGGCCAGGGCCUUUGCUACACCACCAGUUCCACUGAGGACCUCCAGCCAGGUCACUCUUCAGCCUCUCUUAUCAAAGCAAUUAGAGAAGAACUUCUACGACUUUCUCAGAAACAGACAACAGUGCAGAACUUCCAUAGUUGAUUUAGCAUUCCCUUGCAAAUCUGCCAGGUAUCUGCUUCCUAUGGAAGCAAAGACUUAGAGGAAUUCAGUAAAUGUUGUUCUCUCAAAAGAAUGAAAUUUCACAGCUCUGUUGACAACACUCUGGAAAAAAAAAGAAAAAAGGCAGCAAAAUGAGGAUAGUAAGGAGAGAUGGGGGACAAACAGGGAAAAUCGUCAGUGUCAUCACAAGUAAUAUUAAUUAAUCUUCUAAUAUUACGGUGCUCCUCUUCUCUCUCUACCCUCAUUCAGCCUAACAAGUAAGUAAAACCUUAGGUCAAGAAGUCAACACUCCAGCAACAAAAA